AUGUUUGGAAGCAACCGAAGUUCUUCGUGGGCCACUACACCAAGAUGUCCUUCUCCGCCACAGCAUCCUGAGGUCCUGCGUGAGCGAUCUAUCACCGACCGAAAACCUUAUACACAGUUAGACGAACAAACAUACAGAGCCGAGGCUUCUUUGCGAUACCCACCUGACGGCUAUUCGGUCUUGCCAAAAAAAAGGGUUAGGGUAGGGAGCCAGCGAAAAAUGAUCGGUGGUGGGGAUAAUCGAGAUUGGGCACCAGAUAUUCAGAACAGCCGUAACAAGUUCAAGGCCGACCAGGAUGCCUACAAACAGUAUCAUCCUCAAUACCAAGCGACCAUCCAAACACUCAAGAUCUCUGAAGCUGAAAGAGGAGUAACAGCAAUGUAA
This is a messenger RNA of Glarea lozoyensis ATCC 20868, 384 nucleotides long. RefSeq lists its product as uncharacterized. The transcript has a single exon. The record is from RefSeq and is a predicted model, not a curated record. Lineage: Eukaryota; Fungi; Ascomycota; Leotiomycetes; Helotiales; Helotiaceae. Bases 1 to 384 code for a protein of 127 amino acids.